This is a messenger RNA of Pseudozyma flocculosa PF-1, 534 nucleotides long. RefSeq lists its product as uncharacterized. Gene Ontology annotation, cellular component: spindle microtubule; mitotic spindle; mitotic spindle pole body. The transcript is spliced from 2 exons. The record is from RefSeq and is a predicted model, not a curated record. Lineage: Eukaryota; Fungi; Basidiomycota; Ustilaginomycetes; Ustilaginales; Ustilaginaceae. The coding region runs from base 1 to 534 and encodes 177 amino acids.
AUGGACACGACGACGCCGUCUCGCCACUCGGUCGGCUACCCGGCCACGACGCCCUCUGAGCCCAUCACCUCGACGGUGGACACCAGCGCGCUGCGACAUGGCACCGUGUUUGAAAAGGAGCGCGAGAGGCUCAUCACCGAUAUUGCACAGGGGAUCGAAUCGCUCAUGUCAUCGAGCAAUGCACUCAACCGCAAGCUGGAGGAGAGCAUCUCGGUCGGCAAAGAAUUCGAACCCAUCGCCGGGCUGUGGGGUCGUUUCUCUGAGUUGAUGACGGCCGUCGGGAUCCCCGAUCCGUAUGCGGACAGGUACCAGCAGCAACAACGUCCAGCCUCGUCCAAGCAGCAGCAACAGCAACAGCAGCAGCAGGGCAAGACAGGGGCAACCCAGACCGAAGAGGAGGAUCGGGACGCGCAGGCAAGGAGCCUCCGUCGCUCCACAAACGAAGACAAGAGAGGCGGCACCUUGAGCGCCAGCACGAUCGAGCAUACCCUCCCGCCGGGCGUCGCUCCCGGUGGAGGCACCAUCUACGAAUAG